CCCCACAUUUAAUCGAAGACCUAAUUUCAUUAUCUGUUUGGAGAUUGAUCAAUAAUUUUAAUUGAUUAAUUGAUUAAUUACCCUUGGACCUAGCUUUUAAUAAACAUAAAUUUAGCUAACGUUUUCCCUCUCGUUUUAACGAGACCUUUACCGGAUCCGUUAACAUGCUGUUCACAGAGGAAGACAUCUUCAUGUCAGAGUUCGAGGACGCGUGCAGCGCCUGGGUGGACAGUGUCAGCUCAGGCAGUGACGGUACAGACUCUGAUGUCGGAUCUCCAGCACAACAAGGUUGUGUGUUAUCCCCGGGGACCGAUGGGUCUGAUUCGGAUUUCUUCUCCGACCUGAAUGACUGUUCCUCAGACAGCCUGUCGCCUCCUCUUGCCUACACCGGGAGCUUCUACACGGAGCCGUUACCGGGCAUGGUGCCACCCUGCAGCACAGAAGCCCUGCUCAACAUGAUCACGGAGAUAGUUGGGAUCUGCACGGUGGAGGACCAGGCGACCAGCGAGACUCCGUCUGCCUCCCUCCCCGUCUCUGCCACACCCUGCUCGGCCAUGAGCGUUGCCUCUCCCCCUAUUUACACUCCCUCCAUGGAGUCUGUCUCCAGCGGAUACUGGAGUCAGGAUCUGACCGAGAUUCCUUCUCCUUCCUCCGGGGUGGACAUUCAGACUCCCACCGCUGCCCCUGUGGUGGUCAAGAACGAGUUCAACAGCAACUGCGACGGCUGCGACAACGACCACUUCUCCCACCCUGGUCAGGAUGCCUUCUCCCCGGGCAGCUUGGAGCAACUGUUCCCGCUGUCUGGUCAAUCUCUGGAUCACCAGGUAGAUGUAAAGGAGCUUCUGGACUCUCUGCUGCUGACUGACAUUAAGACAGAGUGUAUCAUCAAACAGGAGCCAUGCUACGUGGGAGACUGGGCUCAGAAUGUACCUGUUAACGGGAGCUACGUCAACGAUAGCUUUCUGGUCAAAACGGAGCCUCUGGAGUUCCAGACUGGGGCCUCAGGGACGCAGCAGCUGGACGCUUGCAGCGACCUGGCGGCCUUCACCGCCUCUCUCUCCUCCUCCUCCCUGGAUGCCAUCCUUUCCUCCCUGCUGCCCAGCGUGUUCCCGAGGAGCAGGGGCGUGCACGCCACCGCUGGAGAAAGUAAAGCGACGGCCCGCUCCAGCACCGGGGCCGUGAAGGUGAAGCCGUUCCCGUGUCCAAUAAUCGGCUGUGACAGGCGUUUCUCACGCUCCGACGAGCUCAACCGCCACGUGCGCAUCCACACGGGCCACAAGCCGUUCCAGUGCGCAAUCUGCCUGCGCAGUUUCAGCAGGAGCGACCACCUGACCACGCACACGCGCACGCACACUGGAGAGAAACCUUUCUCUUGCGAGGUGUGCGGGAAGCGUUUCGCGCGCAGCGAUGAGAGGAAGAGGCACGGACGCGUGCACGUGAAGCAGCAGCUGAAAGCUCAGAUGAUGGCAGCCUAUCAUCUGGCUUUCCCCGGUGGAGUUUGAACUGAACUCUAACUCUCUAAAGUUGGGCUUCGUGGCCCUGAGUUUAACCUGCUCUUUAGAAGGCUUCUGUUUGGUUCUACUGGCUUCGGUUGGUUCUACUGGCUUCGGUUGGUUCUACUGGCUUCGGUUGGUUCCGUCUGCCUGCUAACGUUGGCUAUUGGCCCGGUUCAGUUGGAGGUGUUGACUUCAAAACGGGCCAUCGGUUGAAAAAUGGUGGAAAAGUUUCAACGGGAGAAAGAAAAUAAUCUCGUCUUGUCGGUUGGACGUGGAACUAUUUUAGAACGUCUCUGGUACGUUGUCGUUGACAUUAUAUCUGUCUGUUUGACUAUAUGUUGUGGUAAACAGCGGAAAUGAACAGAAACCGUUGAACUACGAGAGGAUUCGUUGGUUUUCAGAACCUCUGUGAGUGGACAGCUCCUUGUCUGUCAAUCCGAACAGACUGAAACAUACAGCAUUUUCAGCACCUCUGUGAGUGGACAGCUCCUUGUCUGUCAAUCCGAACAGACUGAAACACAGCAUUUGAGUUUUUUUGUGCAACAUUCAUUGCAUGAUAUAGUUUUACAUUGAUGUGUUGAUGUAUAUUUUAUUAUAUAAAUCUCUAAUGUUAGGAGUUGGAAUGUAACUUUUCUCUACUUCGAAUCACAUUUCUAGCCUUGAUGUUGACCAUAUAAGCCUAUAUUUUAUCAUUCGAAAUAUAUAUUUGAAAUCUUCAUAACCAAAACAUUAUUUAUAUUCUAUUCUCUCAAUUGUAUAUUUCUACCUGUAUAUAUAUAUAUAUAUAUAUUUAUAUUUGAAACGUCCUCUUUCCUGUGAUAAACAUUCUCUAUAUUCUUCCGGAACUUCCAUAAGAACGUUGAACAGUCACAUGAUGUAUUAUGACAUCAUUUCUCUAACCGAUUGUUCCCGGGUUAGGUGGCUCUCGUUGCUGCUCUCACACCGGUGGUUAACUGUAAUUAAUAACAGGGGUCUUGGAGUUUGAUUGUACUUUCUACAUUCAUACAAGACUCACCGGGGGGGGAAAAAAACAAAACAAUAUUCAACAUUGUAGUUGAUGAAUCAAGUAGCACACAUUGCUGUGCGUUUACGUACAAUUAGUUCAACUGCUAAACUCUUGUCUUGUCUGAGGCAUGAAACGCAGAUCUGUUUCGGUUUUAAAUGGAAGACCUUGUGUUAUUU
Molecule: messenger RNA, 2678 nt
Organism: Oncorhynchus nerka (sockeye salmon)
Lineage: Eukaryota; Metazoa; Chordata; Actinopteri; Salmoniformes; Salmonidae
Product: early growth response protein 1-B-like
Exons: 2
Coding region: 165-1502 (445 amino acids)
Biological process (GO): regulation of transcription by RNA polymerase II
Molecular function (GO): DNA-binding transcription factor activity, RNA polymerase II-specific; RNA polymerase II cis-regulatory region sequence-specific DNA binding
Source: RefSeq, a predicted model, not a curated record